AUGCCAUCCUACUGGAACCUUGGCGGUCUGCACUACUUCCUGGACGCGACCCGUGGUCCAUGGUGCCAGAAAUUCUCAGAAGGUCACCUCGACAGAUGUCUAAGGGUGGAGCCUGAGCACCCUGACGGCGCUGUACAUCGUAUCUUUGCUAGAUCCAACUUCAGCCGCCUCAGCAUAUAUGCCGGCCUCGAAAAGCCGGUUCACGAAUGGCUAGAUCCGGAAUGGACAAUAAACCAAACUUUCUACGACCGAAUUCGACCUGCCCUAGUGCUAGCCACACGACUACUCGAGGAGAACGCAGAAUUCCUCGACAGGAUCGUUUACGGCAAGAUCGGGCACCGAGCUGGAAAAUUAACUUAUAUUCUCGAGCACCAGCUUACCCAAGAACAACACGUUUUCCCAGACGCGUUCGAUUACCUGUACAACUUCCAGAUCUUCACCGGCCACUGCGAACCACGUCCCGUCGAUAACUGGUACGCAUUCACCAAAGCUGGACAAUAUCCCGAACUGGCUUGGAAGCAUAUGGAGACACAAGCCAUCCAGAUCAACAACAGAUUUGUGACCGCCUUUUCCGACUACCACUACGGAACACUGGCACCCAAGCUCAAAGAGAGACUUCUCGUCACACUCGCGUUUACCCUCGUCCACGAAAUGGUACAUAUUUGCGCAAACUACAAAAGGAUCGAGCUCUUGAAAGACGGACGGCAUGAUCUAGUCGAAAUGAAGAGCCGGAAACUAUGGUUCCCAGAACCCCUCCUGACUUCUGAAGACGCCAGGGGUGAGCUCGGAGAAGCCUGGGAGCAUUUAUCUUUUGGGGGCAUGGCUUAUUUAUUCUCUGCGGAUAGUAGGGAGGGCUCAGAGGGGAAACCCAUCCCUAUCCUAGGAUCUACCCAUUUAGCAUGCCUCCAACGCUCGACGGCCGCCGAGAGCAGAAACCCACACACAGCCAAAGAAAUCGACGCGGCCUCCUUCCUCAACGACGACUGCUGGCAAUUGUUCAGGAUGCUGCGGGGUGGCGAUCUCGCAUCGACAUAUAAAUCCGUUGCAGGCACCCGAAUGCUGGAGCAGAUGGAAACGGCCGCCUUCAUGGAUCAAUUCAAGCAAAUUGUGGGGCGUUAUCCAUCGCCAACCGAGAUCAAGGAUCACCAGAAUGAGGACGACGUUGAAAGUCAGUCCUAUUCAGACGAGUCGUCGCCAGAGGUCCCCAUCAUCCCAUCGGACAGUGGCAUUAAAGACCUGGUUGGUGCUGAGCCAGAAACGGCUCCAUCGCCCCAGGACAAGCGCGCCGACUACUCCGAGGCUUGGCUUGCUCUUGGUAACGUUUCAAACGGCAGCCGCAUGGGAAAAGGGUUAAGGGGUAUGCACGGGAGAAGACGGACAUUCACCAGACGGUAG
Molecule: messenger RNA, 1395 nt
Organism: Exophiala xenobiotica
Lineage: Eukaryota; Fungi; Ascomycota; Eurotiomycetes; Chaetothyriales; Herpotrichiellaceae
Exons: 1
Coding region: 1-1395 (464 amino acids)
Source: RefSeq, a predicted model, not a curated record